Musa acuminata subsp. malaccensis (wild Malaysian banana) is the source of this 3974-nucleotide messenger RNA. Its product is annotated as protein DWARF 53-LIKE. The record is from RefSeq and is a predicted model, not a curated record. Lineage: Eukaryota; Viridiplantae; Streptophyta; Magnoliopsida; Zingiberales; Musaceae. Gene Ontology annotation, molecular function: ATP hydrolysis activity; ATP binding.
UCUUCCGAUCUCUCCGCCCCUCUCUCUCUAUCUCUCUCUCGGAGUGCCGCAAGAGAGCAGUCUCGUAAUAAUAAUAGGCGUAGUGGUAGUGUGUGUGUGUAUAUAUAUUUGCAUCUUUGCAAAGACGCCCCGCGAGAAUAUUAUAUUCGCAAGGGGAGUAAUUUUAUAUUGCGGGAAGUUAUUGUUAGUAUAUGGUCCUUGGUGGCGGCCGGGAUGCCGACGCCGGUCAGCAGUGCGCGCGCGUGCCUAGCGGCCGAGGCGGCGGCCGCGCUCGACAACGGCGUGACCGUCGCCCGCCGCCGCUCCCACGCCCAGACCACCUCCCUCCACGUCGUCUACUCGCUCCUUUCUUCCACUUCUUCCUCUUCGCCCCCCUCCUCGUAUUCCUCGUCGGCGUCGUGUUCGAUACUUCGUGAUGCGCUGUCGCGCGCCCGGAGCGCUGCAUACUCGCCCAGGCUACAGUUCAAGGCGCUUGAGCUCUGCUUCGGGGUGGCGCUCGACCGGCUGCCUUCGGGGCAGCGGCAGAACGCGGAGGGGGGCGGGGAUGAGCCGCCCGUGUCGAACUCGCUGAUGGCGGCGAUCAAGCGGUCGCAGGCGAACCAGCGGCGGAAUCCGGACACGUUCCACCUGUACCAGCAACAGCAGCAGCAGGGCGCCGCCGCCGGAGGGGCCUCGUCGUUCUCCGGGGUGAAGGUGGAGCUCCAGCAGCUGAUGCUCGCGAUCUUGGAUGACCCCGUGGUCAGCCGGGUUUUCGGCGAUGCGGGAUUCCGUAGCGCGGACAUCAAGUUCGCCAUCCUCCGGCCCCCACCGCCCAUCCUCCGCUUCCCCCGUGCCGCGAGGCGCCCGCCGCUGUUCCUGUGCAAUUUCUCGGCGGGGGAUGGGUUCGAGCCGGCGCUCGCCCCACGGGGGCUCGUCCUCCCCUUCGCCGCUGCGGCCCGGCAGCUCUCCUCGGACGGGGGCGACGAGAAUUGCAGAAGGAUUGGGGAAAUCCUCGCCCGGAAGAGCGGUGGACGGAAUCCGAUGCUGGUCGGGGUCGGUGCCGGCGAAGCAGCUAGCGACUUCUCCCAGGCUAUUGAGCGGCAGAAUUGGGCAAUUUUGCCCCCUGAGCUGCGUGGAAUCGAGCUCGUAAGCAUCGAGAAGGUGGUGGCGGAGCUCAGAACUGAUCACGGUGAUCGAUUGGCGUUGGAAGCUGGGCUGGAGGAGGUAGGAAGGAAGGCAGAGUCUUCAGGAGUGGUGUUGAACAUUGGGGAUUUGAAGGGGAUGGUGGAAGGUGGUGCAGAACGUGAUGAGAGCGAAAGCUGCUUGGUAUCGGAGCUCACGCGACUGCUGGAGGUCUACCAUGGGAGGCUGUGGGUGAUGGGGUGGUCGGCAACAUACGAAACAUACAUGAAGUUCUUGUCCAGGCAUCCAUUGCUGGAUAAGGAUUGGGAUCUGCAGUUGCUGCCUAUCAGUUCAGUAAGAACUGGGAUGGGGAAUUCACUCCCAAAGCCUCGCAGCUUCAUGGAGUCAUUUGCUCCAAUCGGUGGAGGUGUCCCUAUAGAACAUGAAUCUUAUGGUGUAUAUCCAUCAGUGUCCCGCUGUGAGGACUGCAAUGACAAGUACGAGCAAGAGGUUUCUAUUGUUCUAAAAGGAAAAUCAGCUUCAGUUGAUGAUCAGCAGAAUGCAAGCUUGCCCUUCUGGUUGCAAAAGGGUAGUAAGGUUAGCUUGAAUGAUGGAUUCGAUGCAGCAAAGGCUAAAGAUGAUACUACAUUUUUCAAUGCUAAAAUUAUGGAAUUGCAAAAGAAGUGGAAUGAGAAUUGCCAGCGCCUCCACCAUAGUUGCCAGACAAAUAAUAUAGACAAUUGCUCUACAGUCCCUCGCGUUAUUGAUCCAUCUUGUGUUUCUAACAUGGGAAGGGCCUUCAAUCAGAAUAGUGAAAAUCUUGAUGAUGCUCAGAGUCAAAGAGGUUUUGGAAUUUCAUUUCCUAUUUCAGCAGGUACACAGACGAUUACCACAGCGAGCCAGAGUAUCUCAUUGCCUUCAGUUUUAGAACAAAGAAAUAAAGACUUAUUAUCAAAACUUCAGGUCAGAGCCUCCAAAAGUGAACAGCCUAAGCGAGAGGAGUUGCAACCUCACCAUGGUGAUGAUCACGCUUCACCUUCCUCUGUAACAUCUGUUAUGACAAACUUGGUUUUGGGAACUCUUUGUGAACCUGUUUGGAAGGAGGAAAACCCUGCUUCACAAGUGCAAAAAAAUCCUUUGGUGGAAUUGUCUGGUUGUUUGCCAUCAACGAAGGUUGAUGUCAUCAAACAAAAUGUCCCAGAUGUUCCUGUUAUGUCUCUUUCUUUCUCAGGCCGUCGAGAUUCCCAGGCAACACAGACCUAUCCACAUGAUCUGUCCCACUCAUUUUCACAGGUUUCGAAGGGUUGUGCAUCUGCAUGUGACAGAGCCUCCCUCAUCUCAUCCGGUGCAUGGCAAAAGUUAGAUUUAGGCAGUUACAAAUCAUUUUGUGCAAGUCUCAUUGAGAAAGUUGGCCGACAAGAAGAAGCAGCUAUUGCCAUUAGUCAAGCUAUAGUCCAUUGCAGAACUGGUGAAAGGCGUCGUGGUGCUAGCCUGAGAGGCGACAUUUGGCUCAGUUUUCAUGGUCCAGAUAAGAUUGGGAAGAAGAGGGCAGCAGUGGCUAUUGCAGAAAUGUUAUGUGGCAGCAAAGAAAACUUCGUGCAUGUUGACCUAAGUUACCAAGAAGGUGUUGCUCGUCCUGGUACCACCAUCUGUGCCCAACAGGAGGUCAAUGGAAAUUAUGCACAGUUUAGAGACAAAAUGAAUGUUGACCAUAUUGCUGCUGAGCUAAGAAAAAAACCACAGUCUGUUGUAUUCCUUGAAAAUGUAGAUAAAGCUGACUUUCUUGUUCAGGACAGCUUAUCUCAGGCUAUCAAUACUGGCAAAUUUCCUGAUUCCCAUGGAAGGGAAUUCAGCAUAAACAAUGCCAUAUUUAUUCUGACUUCAGCAACAAUUCGAGGUCAAACUUUUUCUCAGAGGACAGAUUGCAAUAGUUUCUCCGAGGAGACUAUUCUGGCAGCUCAGUGUUGGCAGAUGAAGAUUUCCUGGGAACCUUCUCGAGAGGCUGUUAGCAGCAGUCCGAAAUCUAAUAAGGUGUCAAGUGCUUCAAGUCAAAAACCCAGGAACGCUCAAGUUUAUUUACGCUCAGGCCCAGCAACCAAGCGCAAACUCGAUAUGUCUGAUGGCUGCAACAGCCAGUAUGAGGUGGUGCCGGCAAAAAGGGCUCGCAAAACAUCAAAAGAAUUCUUAGACUUGAAUCUGCCCAUCGAAGAGGUUGGGGAGGAUGAUAACGAUUCUAGUAGUCAGGAAGAUUGCUCUAAAUCAGAAAAUUCAGGGACAUGGAUGGAAGACUCCUUCAACCUAGUCGAUGCAACAGUGAAAUUUGGUCCUUUCGAUUUUGACGCCCUUGCUGACAGCAUACUGAAUGAUAUAAGCAAGAUCUUUUGUACUGCUGCUGGUUCAGACUGUAUUUUGGAGAUCGACACAAAGGUCAUGGAGGAGAUACUUGCCGUAGCAUGGUCAUCAGAAGAUAGAGGAGCUUUAAAUAGCUGGUUUGAGCAGGUUCUUGGAAGGAGUUUUGUUGAGUUGAAACACAAGCACAACCUAUCAAGCCACAAAAUUCUUAGACUCGUCGCUUGUGAGGAUGCAAUUGUUGCGGAGCAUGCACCUGGAGUUCUUCUUCCUUCACGAAUUAUCCUAAACUGACAAUGUAGAUUGCUGUACCUGUCUGUGUAAUGUAGCAUCUGCCAUUCCUUGUGAAAUAACUGUAAUUUUGUUAAUCCUAUUGUUUUCUGAGGUAUGAUCAGGUUAAGUUUUAUUAUGUAAAUGGAAUCAGUAUGCAUCUCAGGAAAUUUCUUUUGAAUACCCUGAUGAAGUUGGUCAUUUAUGUUGUAGGUUGUUUUGAGAAAGGGAGCAAGUUACUUCUGUCUUUGAUG